Molecule: messenger RNA, 3167 nt
Organism: Scophthalmus maximus (turbot)
Lineage: Eukaryota; Metazoa; Chordata; Actinopteri; Pleuronectiformes; Scophthalmidae
Gene: acbd5a
Product: acyl-CoA binding domain containing 5a
Exons: 13
Coding region: 393-1928 (511 amino acids)
Biological process (GO): fatty acid metabolic process; autophagy of peroxisome
Cellular component (GO): peroxisome
Molecular function (GO): fatty-acyl-CoA binding
Source: RefSeq, a predicted model, not a curated record
AGAAUAGAGCAUGCUGGGACAUGUAGUGUUACUUUGAACUAGUUGCUAUAGUGAAUUUAUGAAUUGGCGAACGGCAAAAUAAAAAAAGAAUCACAUUCAACACAUAUCAAUCUGUUUUAUAAAGUUAAUUUAGUUCGUAGUUAUUUAUUUUGUCCGUUAAAACAGCUAGCUGCUAGCUAAACGCGAAACUACAUUUCUACUAAAGCGUUUCAGUCGAAGCAGGGGGGAUUAUGGGUGUUGUAGGAAAAACGCUCGAAAGCCACGCAGAAAACGACAACUCCCACAAUGCACCUGUGACGGGCUUUGGAUACCGUUGAUGGCGUCUGGUCGAGGGCAACACACAGGUCGUCUACUGACGGUGGAGACAGGCCGGUGCGUUUAACGGUUCUGUCAUGGAGGUGGUGGAGAGCGUCAGGAUGGAGGUGGAGGAUGACAGUCGUCUGACCAGGCUGAGGUUCGAGGCCGCCGUGAAAGUGAUCAAGAGUUUACCCCCGGAUGGUCCCUUCCAGCCAUCUAAUGACAUGAUGCUCAAGUUCUACAGUUUUUACAAACAGGCGACCGUGGGAGCGUGCAACAUCCCGCGACCCGGCUUCUGGGACGCAGUUGGCAAAGCAAAAUGGGAUGCGUGGGAUUCUCUCGGAGACAUGUCCAAAGAAGAAGCGAUGGCAGCCUAUGUCGAGGAAAUGAAACUGAUCCUGGAGGGCAUGCCCAUGACGGACGAGGUGGAGGAGCUGCUGCGCGUCCUCGGCCCGUUCUACGAGCUGGUGGACGAGAAGAAGAAGAUCACGCAGAUAUCGGACCUGAGCACAGGGUUUGGCACAAUGUUGAAUUCGAUGCCGUCGAAGAGCGUCACGAAGAGCAUCAUCAGGAGCAUGGAGAUGAACGGCACUCUGGAGACCCGGCCCGCCAGGCUCAAACCCAAGGAGGUGGAGGAAGAGGCAGAGGAGGAAGACGAAGAGGAUGAGGAGGAGGAGGAGGAUGAGGAGGACGACGAAGAGGAGGAGGAGGAAGAGGAAGAGGCAGGAAUAAGGGAGGUCAGAAAAGAUUUGAUUUCAGACAGAAAACCAGCAGCUGCUCAGCCAAAGAAGAAGAGUUCAGCCAGGAGACACAAAGCGCCCCUGGCGAACGGUAAAGUUGUGAACGGUGUCGCCCAUCUGACCAAUGGGAGCCACUCCGGGUUCCCUCCGAACGGCGAGCCUCUGCUCAAUGGCCACCACGCGGAUCCCAGCGCCUACGCGUCUGGUCCCAGCCAUGUGGCCAGCGACUCUGACAGCGAAGUCUACUGCGACUCCGUGGACCAGUUCGGACAGGAAGAGAGCCCAGAUCGCAGCCGCUCUCUGGACGAGCUGGGCGACGAGGAGAGCCACGCGCCGCAGCCGCCUCCUCCUCCGGAGGCAACGCAGGGGAUCGGAGAGGACCUUCAGGCUCCGCCGGAGGUCGUCCGGUGCGGAGGGGAAGACGGAGAGCCCGGCGGGACAAUGUCGCAGAGUCAUAGGCCGGACGCGGACGUGGUCAGAGGAGGACGAGGAGGACGAGGCUCCAGGUCUCCGGGGCGCGGCGGCUCCGGGGCUCUGGUGCCGUCGCACGGGGCCUGCGACGACGGGGAGCGGCGACGCUCGGGGGGAGCGGCGACACCCGGCGGGAGCCUGAACGAGCAGAUCGUCGUGGCGCUGGCCCGACUGCAGGAGGACAUGCAGAGCGUCCUGGAGAGGCUGCACACCCUGGAGGCUCUGACCGCCAGUCAGGCAAGAUCAGCGGCUCAGUCUCCAAAUUAUGCAUCAGCCCCAUUGAUUAAGAGGAGUCAGAAGCCAUCCUGGUGGCCUUUUGACAUUUCUCCCGCCAGUCUGGCCUUCGCCGUGACUUGGCCGUUUGUGGUUCAGUGGCUAAUCCGCCUGUACCUGCAGAGGAGGAGAAGACGAAUCAAUUGAACCUGCCUCCGUUGUAACUACCGCACCCCCUCCUCCCUCUGCUUAGACCCACAGCCUAGUAAUUUGCUUUUGCACUAUGAAGGAGGCGCCCGGAGUGACGAGCGAGAGGAAGACGUCUCUCAGAAGAGUUGCACUUUGGAUGUGGAAUUCAAAAAGAAACGUGAAGGUGUGACUCCCCGGAUCCUGCGAUCGUGACGACGCGCCACUGAUACUGGGUAUCUCUUCCUCGUGUUGAGAGGAGGAGAAGAGUCGACGGAAGCUUUCCGAAGUUGUUUCCAUAACUUUUUGCUGCACAAAGAAAAAAGGCCUGAUACCUUUUUUGUUCGUCGUGGGGCGAAAAAAUAGCUUGAUGUGUUUAUAAAUUCUUAACGAUUCACUUUUUAAUUUUGUUUUUAGUUGCCAAGGCAAUGCUGCUAUAAUAAAAACAGAACUGUAGUGUAGAGCGGAAGGAUUGAAUGUAAUAAUAUGUUGAUAUAUGUGAGAUUUUUUUCUUCUUUUUUAAUUGUGAGAAUAAGUUAAUAUUUAUUGCUUUUAGCGAGCCUCACAGAUUUAUGUUUUUAAUACGAUUGAUAAAUGUCGUUGUAUAGGUUUUCAACAGCGCGUCACAUCUGGACGAUCUGACUGAGCCUCUCCACUUUUUAAAUGUUUCCAAAAUAAUAAUAAAGAAAAAAGUGCCUCAACAGCACGCAAGUCGCAAGGUGGCAUUAUUAUGAUUAUCAUAACAUUCUCAUAUGUCGGCAUUACCGUUUGUAUUUCAGGACCAAAUUGACAUUAAUCAAUAAUCACACUACCUAGCGUUGACACCAUCUGAUUAUCCAUCGUCACUGUCCGUCGCAUUGUCUGUUGUAUGAUUUUAAUUAUGUUUAAAUGUGUUGGUAUGAAAAUUGUAAAUUUUUUGAGUUGAUAUUAAUCCUGAAAUAUUUUGGAUAGCAGCGAGAGCGACACAACAUGAAUUGUAUACAACAGCUCUACAGUUGAGAUGAUUUAAAAGAAAAUGCAAUAUUUUAAUUGCAUCCCGUGUUUUAUUAUAAACAUAGACAUAUUAUUUCAUAUUCACAGAGGUUUGCAUCUGCGGUAGCACCAAAUCUUUGCAGAGCCAUUAUGUUUUAAUAACAAUAGUUUUAACUUUCUACUGAAGAUGUGCGCUCUGAGCUUUCUCGCGCUUCUCUCUGAAGCGGAGUGUGUCUUGCAUGUGAUAAUCCAAGCCUAAAAAAAUAAAAAUUUUCAUAACGCGCCGUA